AUGAUCGUCGGCAUAAUGACGCUGAUCUUCUGUGUUGUGGGCUUGCUCAGCCAGGUGUUUACCCGUUCAGUGCAGGCGGCUCGUGUUGCAGCUGGGGAGGUCCGCCGCGAGGUGCAUUACGAUACUGCGGUCGAUCACGGUGACAUCGAUCGCAAGACGAUGUUUGCGCGCGCUGCGACCUUCCUUGGCUAUCUAGUUCUGUUCAUUGUUCUGAUGGCCACCAUUGGCCUGAUCCCGACAAUCCCGAUCUUUGUUGCUGCAUUCAUGUGGUUCGAAGGACGCGAGAAAUGGCACGUGAUCCUGGCGCAUUCCGUGGCGCUGACGCUGUUCGUCUAUUUCGUCUUUGACCAGCUGCUGCGUAUUCCGUGUCGUGAUGGACCAAAAUCCCAUUCCGUAUCGUCCGGCAUGCUGGACGAUCUGCGGGAAAGUUCUAUCCCAAGCAAUCAGAAAGAAUGCGACAUGCAGUAUCUCGACGCCUUCAACCACUUCUUCCCCAAACCGCUCUGGGACAAGAUCCAGACCUUUGAGGGUGCGGGAAAAAACAUUGGAAAGCGGAUGCAGAACAUCCCCUGCAUCUUUGAUCUCGACGAGCGGCUACGCGUCAUGGACCAGUUCGAAAACUAUAGGCAGGUCAUCUCGCUGGGUAUGCCGCCUAUUGAGCAAAUGGGAACACCCGAAGCGACCCCCGAACUGGCUCGCCUGGGCAAUGAAGGCUUCGCGGAACUCUGCGCCAAAUAUCCCGAGCGGUUCCCUGGCUAUCUUGCGGCGCUGCCCAUGAACAAUCCCGAUGAAGCCAUCAAAGAGCUCGAGCGGGUGUUCUCUGCCAAUGACGAGGCUGUCGGCGUCCAGGUCCACACCAACGUCAACGGUGCACCGCUCGAUGACGAGCGCUUUUUCGGCAUAUUCGAAACGGCGCAGAAGUAUGAUCGGCCCGUGUUUCUUCAUCCCUCACGCGGAGAAGAGAUGCCGGACUACGCGGCAGAAGACAAGUCACGCUACGAAAUCUGGUGGACGUUUGGCUGGCCCUACGAAACCAGCGCCGCAAUGGCGCGCAUCGUGCUUUCGGGCAUGAUGGACAAAUUGCCCAACCUAAAGCUUCUCGCGCAUCAUCUUGGCGCCAUGGUGCCCUAUUUCGAGGGGCGCGUCGGCCCCGGACAGGACCAACUGGGAAAGCGUACGUCUACGGAAGAUCUGUCCCACGUUCUCAGGGAUCUCAAGAAGCGCCCCUUUGACUAUUUCAAGGAUUUCUACGCCGAUACCGCCGUUUUCGGAUCGCGUCCGGCUACGGUCUGCGGCCUUGAAUUCUACGGGGUGGACAAGGUUCUGUUCGCAUCGGAUAGCCCGUUCGAUCCAGAAAAAGGUCCUGGUUACAUCCGCGAUACCAUCGCGGUCCUCAACUCGCUUGAUUUGCCCCGGGACGAUAUGGAAAAGAUCUGCUUCAGGAACGCUCAGAAGCUGUUCCGUAUCCAAUAA
Molecule: messenger RNA, 1473 nt
Organism: Symbiodinium necroappetens
Lineage: Eukaryota; Dinophyceae; Suessiales; Symbiodiniaceae
Source: the annotation of a GenBank genome assembly